Molecule: messenger RNA, 4782 nt
Organism: Uncinocarpus reesii 1704
Lineage: Eukaryota; Fungi; Ascomycota; Eurotiomycetes; Onygenales; Onygenaceae
Exons: 3
Coding region: 1-4782 (1593 amino acids)
Biological process (GO): RNA export from nucleus; protein import into nucleus
Cellular component (GO): nuclear pore inner ring
Molecular function (GO): structural constituent of nuclear pore
Source: RefSeq, a predicted model, not a curated record
AUGCCUGGCCUCUCUAUACGAAACUGCAUCGAAGCUAUACAAUCACGGCUAGAUCAAAUUGAUGAAGGGCGUAGUUGGCUAUCCCCUGAGGCGGAAUAUCACCGACAACUAAGUGUCACAGAAGAGGUCAUACAGAUUGUGCAGAUUUUGUUCCUUCGACUUCAGGAAUCGGAAAACAUCCCAUCAUCCGAAAUGCUACUUUCAUGGCUACGCCUUGUGGCAAAGUAUGAUUUUUUUAGCCAAAAUCGCUCACUUUCGGAAGCGGAAUCAAUCUUAUUCAACUCUUUGCAAGCACUCACAUCUGUGGUUACGCUAUCGUUUCUGAAAUUACGUACCGCAGCUUUCUUAUUCGGAACCGUGAUCUCCCAGCCUUCUAUUUCAUCCGACGUCUGGGGUGACGAAUGUCCAUCAUUUUUGUCUCGUGAAGAUGUUGGUGAACUCAAUGAGAUAUUUCUCAAAGCCGCCGAUUCCGAGAAGUUAAGCGCGAGCCCUGCGGUGUUUGCUUGGGGCAUGAUCAUGUACUCAGUCCGAGAAAUCGCACUGACGACAAGGGAAGAGCGCGAACUUCAGCAAGCACAGCAUGCCGUAGACGCAUUCAAUGGCGAUACACCUUCUAUGCUGGCUUCUCGAACUGUCGAGCCGUCGAUCUACGAAGAAGCAUAUGAGCGGGCACGUAAUCCGGCCUUCGAUGACGACUUUGUCAAGUUCAUGAUUUCGGUCGCUGUGGACCGAUGCCGAGUCUUCGACGUUGCUUCGAACGUCAUUCGCCAACUCGAUUCAAUAUCUGGGUUGGAUGAUGGCAGUUUAGUGAGCCAAUGGGCUCGCGUUGAAGUUCUCGAUCUCAUCCGAGUCAGCGUCGACUUUUUGAACUAUAUUCCUGAACUUUUGUCCGCCGUCUUGCAGGUGAUCACAGAACCAAGCCUGGAAUGGGAUUGCAUCGCUGACUCUACAACGAAAAGUGGGAAUGGGGCCAAAGCCAUUUUCCUUCAUGAUGACACUUUAAUGAACAGUAUCUUUAAGAUUGCAAAGUCUCGAUUCCCCUAUGAGGCGAUCAAUUUUCUAAAGCUUUGCAGAUGUCUACUAGACUACAACUUGAGCACCGACGAUGGAUACCCAUUUAUAUUCCAAGAACUUGAAUUUAUGGAAACUUAUACUCAAAUUGUUUCACCCGGCUUCCAAGGUUAUCAAUCUACCCGUGAAGAUGAAAAUGCAAAUUUUGUGUCUCUUAUAGAGCCACUGGAAAUGAGGGAAUUGGCGCCGAAGGGGAAGGAGUACAGUGAACAGUCCAACUCAGAAUUGAUGGUGAUGAACGGAGCGUCGAUUCUACCUGCUAAUACCCUUGGUCAAGUUAUCAACGAAUCUAAACCUGCCGUAAUAAUGUGGCAUCAUCGCUAUAACUGCCUUUACUUUCUCGGAAUGUGGCUCGAACAAGCCACCUACAGUCGCAAAACAGAAUACGAGCCGGAAGAUGAUGUGAUUGCUGAAAUAGUCGGUUUGUUGGCGGAUUUGGUUACCUCAGCGCAAGCUGUUGCCAGGCAUCAAAAAGUUGAGUCUUGUGCCAGAAGAAUCUUGGAGAUGGCCAGUGAUGGUUUAAAUCAUCAUGGCGAUAUCAUCUCCGUUAUCUUUGACAUAUUCGAGCGAAACCUUCAAGACACAAGUAGGAAAUUUGGUACGGAUCGCGGCUUGGAGACCAUAACAGCCUGCCUUUCUUUUCUCAACGCCCUCAUCACUGUUAUUCCAGGAAGGGUCUGGCCAUUUUUGACACGAAGUAGUCUUAUCACUGGAGAUGGUAACGGAGGAACGCUCCCUGCAAUCAUUUCUGCGGUCGAAGUCAAUACGGGAGAUUAUUCUUUCCUUCUCGAGGCUACCCGAACCUUUAGGCUUAUCGUUGACGAUGCAGCCAGACAUAUCGCGGUCCGGAAAACGGCAGGAAAUGUUACAGCCAAAACCACGCAUCUCACCGAAUAUACCGCUGGUGCGCCAUCAUAUGUGAUAAGCAAACUUAUCCAAUCCUUUGCUCGCGUUAUGGUUGAUAUAUACAACAACAGCGCCAGCUGGAGAUACAACGAUAUAUGCCAGUCAUUGGAGCUGAAUGUAUCUCUCACUACUACGUUCAAUGAUAUCCUGCAUUACACCUACGGGAUCGAUGAUACGGAAGAUUUGGAUUCGAAGGUGACAGCCGUCUUUGCGAACUCGGCGAAAUAUUUAUUGAAUAUGCUACGUCCAGCCUCCGAAGAAGGAGUCAUUUUCAAUCCAGUACUGCGGUUAAUUUUGAAUGCCUUUCACACGCCGGUACUUACCGAAAACCCAUUUUCGCGGCUCCUCCAAUCGCAAUUGGUAGAGGCAGCUUUGAAACUGGCAUCGACCUUAAUACAGGCUGGAUGGGUUCCGCAUUCUCCCAUGUCAGGGUUGGAAAGACAACUUUUCGACGCGUCACCGGUGUUAAUCCGCUUGUAUGUGCUUCAUCAAAAUCACCAGGCGGAAGUCGUCAAGCUGCUAGAAUUACUGGUAGCGCAUGCGUCUAUGGAUAAAGAGCAUGAACCUCCGUCCCUACUCGGACAUCUUGGGGCCCAAUCGUCUUGUCGAUUUUUAGAUAUACUUGCGAAAUUCGACCGGCCAUUUAAUAAUAUUUCGUUGAAUACCACGAUAUGGAAAUUUCUCACGACCAUCAUUAGUAAACGACAACAGUGGCUGGCUGUGUUCUUGCUGACUGGCUCUUCGCCACGCGAUGCCUUGAAGAAGAAGGGUGACCGCGAUCAACAACCGGCAAUGACAUCUAACCCGUUUUUACAAACCGCUCUUCAGCUAAUAUCAGCGAUUGGCAGGGCACCCCUACGGCGUAUACUCUCCGCUUUAGAAUUUAUUUCCAAAGCACAAGAGAAUUGGCCCUGGGCUACGCCACAAUUGAAAAACCACCCGGAUCUUUUCCCGAAGAUGGUCAACUAUGUUGCGAGCUUAGAUAUGCGCCGCUUUUCACCACUCGAACAGUGCAUGACCACGAAGGUAUCGUCAUUUAUCGCAGAUAUUUGCGUCGUAUAUCUGCAUAGUGCAAAGGAGCAAAGGGACUGGGCUUUUUUCAAAACCCUCAUUCCUCUCAUUUCAUGGUACUCCGAAAAUGCAGUUGAGGUCAACGGCUAUAACGCAUCACUGCAUGCGAACCUCAAAAGGAAUUUUGAAAUGAAAUAUCCAGGCUGCAGCCUUUUUGCAAUCAAAAGGACGUCACUCAAUGAUCCAGAGUUUGGGAGCGAUUAUUUUUAUGAUAUUGAAUUAGGUACCAAAAUGUUUGGCUAUGAAUUCGCUUGGGCAGGUAGCCGCAAUCAAGGGCUUCUUGAUGAGGUCAAACGAGCUAAUGAAAAUCUUUCUCUUGUGCAAGCUCAAAUGGAUCUUCUUCUCAGUUUCAAAUUCUUAGCCAUAGAGCAUUGCGCGGACUUUAUGCCAGAUCGCGGAGUUCAAAAAUCAAUGACCUCUGUCGUUCGUCACUGCCUUACAGCAAACUCACAAAGCAUCCCAAAUGAAAACGUCUUCUGUAAACUUCAUCAGAUUCGAGCAGAAUUUGCUCUUGGCCUUCUACAAAGACUUGUAGAGGCCCAGUCUAGAGGAAGCGAAGUGUUCAGCCUUCUUGAAGCUGCUUGGGAUGCGACUAGAUUUCGAAAUCCAACUUACGAGGCAGCUCUCGCAAACGAUGAUACGGAGUACUAUGGAAUGCUGCUAAACGUCCUCUUUCUUUCGUUGCAAUUCCACGUUGUGGGUAAAUCCCGAGUGGUCCCUCAAGCGGUGAGCAAGAAACCCGAAGUUUCAGGACAUCUUGCAAUAGUUCUUGAUAUCGUCAAAGUCAUCGCUGCGCAUGGUUUCCGGUCCUUGACAACGUACCUGCACGAGGAACCAGAGAAAUGCUCGCCAAAAGACUUUGCGUUGAUAACUGCAAUUUUGCAAACAGUACUAAAGGUGAAAAGCGUGGAUCGUAUUUAUGAACAGAUCGCAUUCCAUCUAAUCGAUUGUGACACGAUACGAUAUGCGUGCACUCUUUUCUCUUGGUCCUAUCAACUUACGGUAGAAGGCGACCCUGUAUAUGGAGAGCUUAGCAUCCUCUACCUUCUCGAGCUAUCUUGCAUACCUACGAUGGCCGAACAAAUUGCGAUUGAUGGCAUUCUCGUAAAGUUAUCGACAUAUAGACUUACCGACGUCCUUCGCCAGCCCCAGGGGUGCGGUCCUUUCGACCAAGUACCAAGGCUAUUCACAAUCUGGCACGCCGGGUUUCUCCCGCUCUGCCUCAAUUUACUCUACCACGUUGGACGUGCAGCGCCAGAGGUAGCCGCCUUCUUGAACCAAUUUGAAGGCCAGCUUCGUCGAGCCUCCGAAGCGUUUUCCAUUGGCCGUCCCACGGUCGUGACCAACCCCUUUGGUCCAUCCAACGUUCGCAACCUUCUAUCAUCCGGGCAAUCAGCCAAGCGCCUCUCCUUGGGAAUGGCCACAGAAGCAUGCUCAUUGGCUCUCAUCUCAUUAAUCAUCGAAAAAUGCCGCGAAGCCGGCCCAAGCGCCGGCAUCGAUUCGCAACAUAUCCAAGAGCUGAAAUGGGACUGUGCACGCGUAAAAGAGGAUAUUGAAGUCCUCUUGGAGAAAACCUCUGUCCUUCGAUCCCGAAUCACACCUACCAAUGAAAAAGAAGUGGCGUGGCUACAGCAUCAGCCAUCUGAUUCGAGCUCCAAUGCAGAGAGUUUACUUGAGGAGAAAAUUGUAAAAGAACUACAGACUGCAUUGUCUUGUAUCGGCGGUGGUGAUUAG